CCCACACCCAUAAUCAAAUAAACAUAUAUAACCAAAACCCACUACACAUAAACAAUGAAUCCAUCUCUCUCCCUUCCCAUUUCCCUUUCCAUCCUGCUCUUCGCUGCCGUCUCCCAUGCCGCCAUCAUCAACGUCCUGAACAACUGCCCGUACACCGUCUGGGCGGCGGCAGUACCCGGCGGUGGCCGCCGCCUCAACAGGGGCCAGAGCUGGCAAAUCAAUGCCCCCUCCGGCACAACCCGCGCUCGCGUUUGGGCCCGAACAGGCUGCAACUUUGAUGGCUCCGGCAGGGGCAAGUGCCAGACGGGGGACUGCAACGGGUUGCUGGAGUGCCGCGGCUACGGAGCGCCGCCCAACACGCUGGCGGAGUACGCCCUAAACCAGUACAGCAACCUGGACUUCUUCGACAUAUCGCUGGUGGACGGGUUCAACGUGCCCAUGGAGUUCAGCCCGACGUCGAACGGGUGCACCCGCGGCAUCAAGUGCGCGGCGGACAUCGUGGGGCAGUGCUUGAACGAGCUGAGGGCCCCGGGCGGCUGCAACAACCCCUGCACCGUUUUCAAGACGGACCAGUACUGCUGCAACUCCGGCAACUGCGGGCCCACCUAUUUUUCCAAGUUCUUCAAGGCCAGGUGCCCCGAUGCUUACAGUUACCCUAAAGAUGACCAAACCAGCACCUUUACUUGCCGUACAGGAGCCAACUAUAAGGUUGUCUUUUGCCCUUAAAAAUGUUCUCUAUAUAUGAAUAUUGAACGUAUGUAUAUUGCAUAAGAGGGUUUGGAUCCAUAUCCUUUGAUGAGAUGGGAUUCAAAGCUAUAUAUAUAUAUAUGGAAGAAUAAGGUAUAGCUGUACGGCUGGCUGUGCUGUGCUCAUGUUCUCCGCAACCCAGCGUUGAAAUAAACCUAACGGGACAAGAGUUUGUAGUCUUUCGUUUUGUUUAUAUUUUUCUAAUCAUAAUUAACGUCU
This is a messenger RNA of Diospyros lotus (date-plum), 966 nucleotides long. Its product is annotated as thaumatin-like protein. The transcript has 2 exons. The coding region runs from base 55 to 726 and encodes 223 amino acids. Gene Ontology annotation, biological process: defense response. Lineage: Eukaryota; Viridiplantae; Streptophyta; Magnoliopsida; Ericales; Ebenaceae. The record is from RefSeq and is a predicted model, not a curated record. Gene Ontology annotation, cellular component: extracellular region.